UGUGAGAUCUCUGAUGAAUGGAAAGAUGGGACCUCACUGAAAAACAUUUUCCACACUCAGGACAGGAAUACGGCUUCUCCCCCGUAUGAGAUCGUUGAUGUAUGUAAAGAAUGGACUUCACUGAAAAACAUUUCCCACACUCAUGACAGGAAAAUGGCUUCUCCCCUGGCAGGAAUGUGGCUUCUCACCUGUGUGAGAUCGCUGAUGUGUGAAAAAGAUUGGACUUCUGUGAAAAACAUCUCCCGCACUCAUGACAGGAAUACGGCUUCUCCCCGCGUGGGAUCUCUGAUGUGUGUAAAGAUCGGACUUCUGUGAAAAACAUUUCCCGCACUCAGGACAAGAAUACAGCUUCUCCCCUGUGUGUGAUCUCUGAUGUUUGUGCAGAAUGAACUUCUGUGAAAAACAUUUCCCACACUCAGGACAGAAAUAUGGUUUUUCGCCUGUGUGAGAUCUCUGAUGUUUGUAAAGACUGGACUUCUGUGAAAAACAUUUCCCACACUCAGGACAGGAAUACGGCUUCUCCCCCGUAUGAGAUCUCUGAUGUUUGUGAAGAUCGGACUUAACUGAAAAACAUUUCCCGCACUCAGGACAGGAAUAUGGCUUCUCCCCCGCGUGAGAUCUUUUAUGCCUAUUAAGACGGGAUUUAUAACGGAAGCUCUUCCCGCACUCAGGACAGGAGAAGCUCUUCCCUAUUGGAAG
Molecule: messenger RNA, 699 nt
Organism: Staurois parvus
Lineage: Eukaryota; Metazoa; Chordata; Amphibia; Anura; Ranidae
Source: the annotation of a GenBank genome assembly